Ylistrum balloti is the source of this 1776-nucleotide messenger RNA. RefSeq lists its product as uncharacterized. The record is from RefSeq and is a predicted model, not a curated record. NCBI's taxonomy places the organism in Eukaryota, Metazoa, Mollusca, Bivalvia, Pectinida, Pectinidae. Bases 1 to 1776 code for a protein of 591 amino acids. The transcript is spliced from 2 exons.
AUGCCAGGGAUUGGAACUGAAACAUUACGUCAGCAGCCGGCAAAGCCUAGAGUUUGUGAUCAAGAUGUAUCCUUACGUCAGCAGCCGUUACAGCCCAGACUCUGUAGUUAUGUAUCGUUACGUCAGCAGCCGUCACAGCCAGGACACUGUGGCUUGAUACCGUUACGUAAGCAGCCGUCACAGCCAAGAAUCUGUGACUAUAUACCGUUACGUCAGCAGCAGGCACAGCCAAGACUCUGUGACUAUAUACCGUUACGUCAGCAGCAGGCACAGCCAAGACUCUGUGGCUAUAUACCGUUACGUCAGCAGCAGGCACAGCCCAGACAAUGUGGCUUUAUACCGUUACGUCAGCAGCAGGCACAGCCCAGACUCUGUAGCUAUGUAUCGUUACGUCAGCAGCCGGCACAGCCAAGACUGUGGCUAACAAUAUCGUUACGUCAGCAGCCGUCACAGCCAGGACACUGUGGCUUGAUACCGUUACGUAAGCAGCCGUCACAGCCAAGAAUCUGUGACUAUAUACCGUUACGUCAGCAGCAGGCACAGCCAAGACUCUGUGACUAUAUACCGUUACGUCAGCAGCAGGCACAGCCAAGACUCUGUGGCUAUAUACCGUUACGUCAGCAGCAGGCACAGCCCAGACAAUGUGGCUUUAUACCGUUACGUCAGCAGCAGGCACAGCCCAGACUCUGUAGCUAUGUAUCGUUACGUCAGCAGCCGGCACAGCCAAGACUGUGGCUAACAAUAUCGUUACGUCAGCAGCCGUCACAGCCAAGACACUGUGGCUUUAUACCGUUACGUAAGCAGCCGUCACAGCCAAGAAUCUGUGACUAUAUACCGUUACGUCAGCAGCAGGCACAGCCAAGACUCUGUGGCUUGAUACCGUUACGUCAGCAGCCGGCACAGCCAAGACUCUGUGGCUAUAUACCGUUACGUCAGCAGCAGGCACAGCCCAGACAAUGUGGCUUUAUACCGUUACGUCAGCAGCAGGCACAGCCCAGACUCUGUAGCUAUAUAUCGUUACGUCAGCAGCAUGCACAGCCAAGACUCUGUGGCUAUAUACCGUUACGUCAGCAGCCGUCACAGCCAAGAUUCCCUGGCUAUAUACCGUUACGUCAGCAGCAGGCACAGCCAACACUCUGUGGCUAUAUAUCGUUACGUCAGCAGCCGUCACAGCCCAGACACUGUGGCUUUAUACCGUUACAUCAGCAGCCGUCACAGCCCAGACUCUGUUGCUAUAUACCGUUACGUCAGCAGCAGGUACAGCCCAGACUCUGUGGCUAUAUACCGUUACGUCAGCAGCAGGCACAGCCCAGACUCUGUUGCUAUAUACCGUUACGUCAGCAGCAGGUACAGCCCAGACUCUGUGGCUAUAUACCGUUACGUCAGCAGCUGGCACAGCCCAGACUCUGUAGCUAUGUAUCGUUACGUCAGCAGCCGGCACAUCCAAGACUGUGGCUAACAAUAUCGUUACGUCAGCAGCCGUCACAGCCAAGACUUUGGCUAACAAUAUCGUUACGUCAGCAGCCGUCACAGCCAUAUCUUUGUGGCCAACACAUUUUUUUAUGUCAGCAGCAGGCACAGCCCAGACUCUGUAGCUAUAUAUCGUUACGUCAGCAGGCGUCACAGCCCAGACUGUGGCUAACAAUAUCGUUACGUCAGCAGCCGUCACAGCCAUAUCUUUGUGGCCAACACAUAUUUUUAUGUCAGCAGCCGGCACAGCCUACAAGCGGUUGCCAACAUCGUUACAUAUAUACUUUAGCAGUCGGCACAGAGUAG